AUGGCCUCACGCAGCUUCUCCAAGGCGCUCCGCUCGCCAAUGGCUCGCCAGUUGGCGGCCAAGCCUGCUACCCAGCAGCGCACCUUCGUUGCUGCCCGCAACCUCGUUCGCGCCUCUGCUCAGGUUAACAAGGCCUUCGCCGCCCCUGCCCAGCAGCAGGCUCGUGGUGUCAAGACCAUGGACUUUGCUGGCCACAAGGAGGACGUCUACGAGCGUGCCGAUUGGCCCCAGGAGAAGCUCUUGGAGUACUUCAAGAACGACACCCUCGCCCUCAUCGGCUACGGCUCUCAGGGUCACGGCCAGGGCCUGAACCUCCGUGACAACGGCCUGAACGUCAUCGUUGGUGUCCGUAAGAACGGUCAGUCCUGGAAGGACGCUCAGCAGGAUGGCUGGGUCGAGGGCAAGAACCUCUUCGACGUUGAUGAGGCCAUCUCCCGCGGCACCAUUGUCAUGAACCUCCUCUCCGACGCUGCUCAGAGCGAGACCUGGCCCGCCAUCAAGCCCCAGCUCGUCAAGGGCAAGACCCUCUACUUCUCCCACGGCUUCUCCCCCGUCUUCAAGGACGUCACCAAGGUCGACGUCCCCACGGACAUUGACGUCAUCCUCGUCGCUCCCAAGGGCUCUGGCCGCACCGUCCGCUCCCUCUUCCGCGAGGGCCGUGGCAUCAACUCCUCCUUCGCCGUCUACCAGGACGUCACUGGCAAGGCCAAGGAGAAGGCUCAGGCCCUCGGUGUCGCCAUCGGCUCCGGCUACCUCUACGAGACGACGUUCGAGAAGGAGGUCUACUCUGACCUCUACGGCGAACGUGGCUGCCUCAUGGGUGGUAUCCACGGCAUGUUCCUCGCCCAGUACGAGGUCCUCCGCGAGCGCGGCCACUCCCCCAGCGAGGCCUUCAACGAGACCGUCGAGGAGGCUACCCAGUCCCUGUACCCCCUGAUCGGUGCCAACGGCAUGGACUGGAUGUACGAGGCCUGCUCCACCACCGCCCGCCGCGGUGCCAUCGACUGGACCCCCAAGUUCAAGGACGCCCUGAAGCCCGUCUUCAAUAGCCUCUACGACGCUGUCAAGGAUGGUUCCGAGACCAAGCGCUCCCUCGAGUACAACGGCCAGAAGGACUACCGCCAGAAGUUCGAGGCCGAGAUGGAGGAGAUCCGCAACCUGGAGAUCUGGAGAGCCGGCAGAGCCGUCCGCUCUCUGCGCCCCGAGAACCAGAAGUAA
Molecule: messenger RNA, 1218 nt
Organism: Colletotrichum graminicola M1.001
Lineage: Eukaryota; Fungi; Ascomycota; Sordariomycetes; Glomerellales; Glomerellaceae
Product: ketol-acid reductoisomerase
Exons: 5
Coding region: 1-1218 (405 amino acids)
Biological process (GO): L-valine biosynthetic process
Cellular component (GO): mitochondrion
Molecular function (GO): ketol-acid reductoisomerase activity
Source: RefSeq, a predicted model, not a curated record